AUGAGCGGUGGCGGCGGCGGCAUUGCCAGAGCCUCUCCGUACGACGGCGAAUCCACUUUAUACUUCCCAGUGGAUUCAUCUGAUGACUGGGUAUCUCUGAAUACUAAAGACCUGCCCGACGACGGCGAUAAGAUUCUCGACCUACUCCGGAUGGAGCUCGUGCCCUUGAAGUUAUGGCAUGCCCUGGCGAUAGAGUAUUUCCGACAAAGGAACGAUACGGAGAAUAUGAUGAAAGUGUUGGAGGCUGCUACUGAUAAGGAGCUUGAGAGCAUUCAGAUGUAUGCCAGUCAACUACACCAGAUGCAGUUCCUCAUGUAUGAUGCGAUGGGAGCAUCUUAUAUGCAGAAGGCUGUGUAUGAUGGUGAUGAUGAGGCCGUGAAGAAGUCUAUGGAGAUGUACCAACGGGGAGAGAAUCUCAACCCUUUCGACCCACGAACGUGGUUGUCACGAGCUUGGACUGAAUUUUGCAAUUAUAUACGAACGGCCGACUCUUCGAGUGGUACGAUCACUGGUCACGAGUACCUCACCAAAUGCGUAUCCCAUCUUGGCAACGUUAUUAAGGCGGGCCCGAUGGUUAAUGAAGGGGGAAUCGCUGAUAUGGUCCGAGCACGGUUGCUCAGAGGUGCGGCGCUGUUGCUAUUGGAGCAGCCUAAGGAGGCGUUGGUUGAGUAUAGAUUGGUAUUGCAAAUGGCUGGCAGUCGGAACCCAGCGACCGCUAAGGUUGCUAAUACGGCUAGACUUGGUAUUGCCUCGUGCCACAUGCGUAUGGGCAACCUCCCAAAGGCCCAGGAAGCUAUUGUUAGAGCUUUGAAUGUGUGUAAGGAGAGCGGAGGAACAGAUGUGGAUGUGGUGGCGGCGGCAGCUGCUGUGCUGCAAGCAGGAGAGGGCUCGAAUGGGUCCCUGGACGCUGGGCAUUUAGCGCAGGAAACAGCGUUCGCUGAGCAGGCAGGCGAUCAUCCGGUGGCGUUGACCAUAUUAGCUCGACAGAGUCUGGUGCUUGCUGCUGCGGAAGAGGAUGAGAGUAGUCGCAAGAGGUAUCUUAGGACAGCUAGGCGGCUGGCUGAGGCGGCUGAGGCUCGAACGUGUGGUAAAGGGGUACGCCCAUUACUCACCGAGAUAUGUCUGUUGAAGGCUAAGAUUACUCAUGCAGAAGGGGAUAUUGAGAAAGCUAGAGGGCUUUAUGAGGAAGCGACUAAGCAGUUACCGUUGGGGAGUGUACAUUACUCACAUACGUCGAGUACGAAGGAUACGCCCAUACCGUCUAUGCUGCCAAGCACGGAGCGUCUGGCGUGCACGGCUCUUUCUGGGCUUAUCGCGGCGUCGGCUAAUGAUACUUCCGAAACUGGCAGGAAAAUGCAUGUGCAUCACGGCAAGAAACUUUUGCAGUUGCAAGCGGUCUCGGCGGCUAAUACGGAUAACACUGUGGCUCAUGGAGGUCUGCGGUUUGACGAUUCUAUAGCGUUGUUGUUGGCGCGGCAAUUGGGACACGCCCCGUUGCCGAGUGAUACGAAGAAGGCGUUGGAACUGGUUGAAGGGGUUACUACUCAUGCUAAACAGGCGAGGGAAAAGCAUGGUACUAGCGAUCGGAGUUUGGACUACGAACGCCAUAAGCUUUAUGUUUCCCUCAUUCUCGGUGGGAAAAACAUGGGAGCGUUGACGAAGGCUGAGGCUCGACAAUGCCUCAAGGAGCUGAAUGAGUUCCUGUCUGCUAAGGAGGAUAAUAAUGAGGAGGAUAUAUCAGUUGUGCAGGCAUUGAUAACUAGAGGAGCGAUCAGAGCAUCGGUGUCUAAGGAGCCACGACGUGCCUUGGACGACUUGGCCAAGGCUAAGGCACUAAUGCUGAAGGCGGCAGAGAAUGAUGAUAAGGCUGAGGAAUACAGGGCUUUGUGGCGCACUCGAGUGUUCAAUAAGGGGCUUUGUUACGAGGCUAUGUCGAUGACCCAUGGAGGGAUGACUGGUGUCGAUAGGGCACUGAAAACAUAUCAUCGUCUGCUCGAGAGGCAGCCUGAUUACACGGAUGCGAUGGUACGUAUAGGGAAAAUCUAUGAGAAUUUCAAAGGAGAUCUGGUCAAGGCUGAGCAGUGGUAUCGUAAAGCGAUGGAUACGGUACCGUUGGAGGAGGGUGGCAAUACUAUGGGAGCACUAUGUAGAGCUUCUAUGCAACAUCAUAAACUGCAUAACGCUGCUGCCGGUAUAAACACUAUUCGAGAUAAUUGUGGAUCUCAUAGCGAUCCUUAUGUCUACGAGCUUCUCGGAGAUAUGCAUGUUGAUCAUGUGAGAUCUAAUUAUGCUAAAACGCCAAUCGAUGAGAAGGACAGCAUGAACAAGGCUGUUAAGUUCUACCUCAAGGCCAUAAGUGGAUCGACUCCACCGAAGCCGCACGGUACGCCUCAUGGGACUCCCUCGUCGCCUCCCCACGCGGUGUCGGCCAUUAUGGGUAUCGCCGCGGUUCUGGGUCAUCGGGGCAGGAAACAACAGGCGAUAGAUCUAUUGACUUCAGUGGAGGAGCAUUCGAUUGGAUGGAACUGGGCGGCCUCGGCGAAUCUUGGUCAUCUCUACGUUGAUGAGUAUUAUGCUGUGAAGACUGAGAUAGAUGAGAAAAAAAGAGCGGAUAAGUCCCAUGGAGCGCUGCAGAUUCCUCCACAAAUGACAGCGGCGGCUCAAGCGGCCGCACGUCGGGCUGUGAAGUGUUAUGAGGGCGCUAUGAAGACGUAUACGGGGAGUGACGGCACGAUAAGGCAAUCUCUGGUGCUUUACUUGUCCAAUGCGUACUUCCUAGCAGAGCGUCACAAUGAGAGUAUAGAAAUGCUGAAUGAGGCUGUUGUGAUAUGGCCGGAGAACCUCCGAUUCAAAUAUAAUCUUGCUAUGGUAUUGGAAAACUAUGCAGCGGCAUCACUCCUGGAUAGUACGAAGAAGAAUCAAGCUGAAUGGGUUAAGAAAGCUCUACUUAUGGUGAGGUGCGCCCUCGGGCAUUUCCGGUCGAUUGAAACCAUCGCUGGUACGACGCCAACACAAGCAAUUCCGAGGAUCCUGAAGCGGAAAAUAUUCAAUGUGACGUAUAUCAACAACCCUGAGACAUUUAUGAAGGAGAUGAAGUCCCCCGAGGACAUAUUCUCUAAAGCCUUCAAAAGGCACUUUGAAUAUCUCCGGGAUACGUCGAGGAAGGCGGAGGAUUGGCUGCGUAAACUGGAGUCGACGCAGAGUCAACACGAAGAGACUAUGAGGUUGCUGGUGGAGGAGAGGAAGGAGCGGGUGGAAAGAGAGAGACGCGACCGCGAGGCUAGGGAGGAGGAGGAAAGGAAACGUAGAGAGGAACUGGACCGAGAAGCUGAGAGUAGAAUGGAUAAUAUCCGCUCAAGUGUCGCUAAUAUGGGCCAAGAAGACGAGGAGGAGGAGGAAGCUGCAGCGGGGAGGAAGCGCAAACGAUCCGCAAAUGAGGGAGAGAAGCGCACGAAAGCGGCAGCGAAGAAGCGUUCUAAGGCUGUUGAAGAGGAUAACUUCAUCAACGACGAGCCGAGCUCAUCUGAUUCUGAGUCUUCUACGAGUUCCUCAUCGAGUAGUGAGGAGUCUGAUAACGAUGCGGCCUCGGGUUCUGCAAGCAGUGGCGCUGAAACGAAGCGUGAUAAGAAAUCUAAAAAGCGUGAGCUCGAGCGCAAGAAGCGUCGACUGCGAAAGCGAACCGAGGGUGAAGAUGUUUCAGCGGCGGCUCCUCGGCAGCAGACUGACGGGGAAGUCCUCGAAGAGCUCUUCGGUGAUGUCGAUAUCUAGUGGCUCGUACGUGCUGGAUUCACUCCAACAUUUGCCGAAACAUUUC
Molecule: messenger RNA, 3814 nt
Organism: Perkinsus marinus ATCC 50983
Lineage: Eukaryota; Perkinsozoa; Perkinsida; Perkinsidae
Exons: 33
Coding region: 1-3768 (1255 amino acids)
Biological process (GO): regulation of DNA-templated transcription
Cellular component (GO): Cdc73/Paf1 complex
Molecular function (GO): RNA polymerase II complex binding
Source: RefSeq, a predicted model, not a curated record